AUGACAGAUAUUCUGAAUUUUUCAACUUCGUCACGUAUCUACCUUCUUGAGCCGCAGUGGAACCCAUCGAUUGAAGCUCAGGCAAUUGGCCGAGCUCUUCGACUUGGUCAAGUCUCCAACGUGACCAUUGUUCGGUACAUCAUGGAAGGCACCGUUGAGGAGAGUAAUGUCUCAUCACGACAACGAAAAAAGCUGCAACAAAGGGCGGAUUCCAAAAAUCAGAUAGCACCGCAUCUGACAGGAUACAGUCAUUGCUGGUAA
Penicillium robsamsonii is the source of this 261-nucleotide messenger RNA. Its product is annotated as C-terminal helicase domain-containing protein. The transcript is spliced from 2 exons. Lineage: Eukaryota; Fungi; Ascomycota; Eurotiomycetes; Eurotiales; Aspergillaceae. The record is from RefSeq and is a predicted model, not a curated record. Bases 1 to 261 code for a protein of 86 amino acids.